AGUGAGGGCGGUGGCUGGCAGGGCGGCGGCGCUGCUAGGGGCGCGGGCGCUUAGCGCGCUCGCGGCGCUCCAGGCGGUGCGGCUCAUGGCUCCGCCCCUCGCGUCUGGCCGGGACCGUGCGGGCCGGGAGGAUGAGGACUGCUGGGAGGCGCGGGGGGACCGCAAGGUGCAGGCCGGGGCUGCGGGCGGGCGUGCGGGGGGCCGCGCGGCGCUGGGGCUCAGUCGCCCGCUUCCCGCAGGCCCGGAAGCCCCUAGUGGAGAAGAAGCGGCGCGCGCGGAUCAACGAGAGCCUGCAGGAGCUGCGGCUGCUGCUGGCGGGCCCCGAGGUGCAGGCCAAACUGGAGAACGCCGAGGUGCUGGAACUGACGGUGCGGCGAGUGCAGGGCGCGCUGCGGGGCCGAGCUCGCGGACGCGAGCAGCUGCAGGUGGAAGCGAGCGAGCGCUUCGCCGCCGGUUACAUCCAGUGCAUGCAUGAGGUGCACACGUUUGUGUCCACAUGCCAGGCCAUCGAUGCCACCGUCGCCGCCGAGCUCCUGAAUCACUUGCUGGAGUCCAUGCCGCUGCGCGAGGGCAGCAGCUUCCGGGAUCUGCUGGGGGACACCCUGGCCGGGCCCCCCGGAGCCCCCAGACGAAGUGGCUGGCUCACAGGGGGUGCCCUAGGGUCCCCGUUGCCCAGUCCUCUGGGCCACGGGGACGACCUGUGCUCCGACCUGGAGGAGGCCACCGAGGCUGAACUGAGCCGCCCACCUGCUGAGGGACCAGACUUAGUGCCAGCGGCCCUGAGCAGCCUGACCGCUGCCCGCAUAGCCCAAAGUGUCUGGAGGCCUUGGUGACCAACGCCAGCCCGCUCUCUGGUCCCUCCUCCCUGGGGUCCAGAUGUCGUGGGGCAGGAUACUGGAUGUCUCCCAGGUCUGCCUGCCUUGUUCCUCCAGUGGACGGCUUGUAGGGCAGUCCUGGAUCACCCAACUAGUCAGGCCCCUAGCCCUAUUUCUUAAGGGAGUAACUUUUAUGGACCCCACAGUCCCGGGUGGGUGGAGAGUGGACUACAGGCAGGAGGAAGAAUCCUGCAGAGCUACCAGGGCCCCCAUGGGUUCUCCUGUCCCAGCCUUCUCAGGCACUGUCCCUGUUAGGGGACAGAGGUGACCGGAAUGGUGCUGAGCCUCUCCUCCAUGCUGGGCACUGGUGUCUGGGCAGAGGGAGACCUCAGGCCCUGGCAGCGGUGGCCUGAGCAGAAGCUUGCACUUGCCACUUCAGCCAGGACAUGGGAGGCAAGUGCAGCAUUGCCCAUAGCUGCUGGAGAGAAGUGCGGCUUUUUGUAUGUCUUGCAUUUAGCACACUUGAGUUUGUGUAUGUAUUAGGUUGCCAUCGAAUGUUCCAAUUCUAUUAAAUAAAGGAUUUGGGAGAGUUAGUUUCCCUUCUGGAGUAUUA
Messenger RNA from Rhinolophus ferrumequinum (greater horseshoe bat), 1428 nucleotides. It is a transcript of the gene HES6, whose product is annotated as hes family bHLH transcription factor 6. Gene Ontology annotation, molecular function: RNA polymerase II cis-regulatory region sequence-specific DNA binding; protein dimerization activity; DNA-binding transcription factor activity, RNA polymerase II-specific. The transcript has 3 exons. Gene Ontology annotation, biological process: regulation of neurogenesis; regulation of transcription by RNA polymerase II; anterior/posterior pattern specification. Gene Ontology annotation, cellular component: nucleus. The record is from RefSeq and is a predicted model, not a curated record. Bases 132 to 833 code for a protein of 233 amino acids. NCBI's taxonomy places the organism in Eukaryota, Metazoa, Chordata, Mammalia, Chiroptera, Rhinolophidae.